Messenger RNA from Clupea harengus (Atlantic herring), 1412 nucleotides. RefSeq names its product antihemorrhagic factor cHLP-B-like. Gene Ontology annotation, cellular component: extracellular matrix; blood microparticle; extracellular region. Gene Ontology annotation, biological process: negative regulation of endopeptidase activity. The record is from RefSeq and is a predicted model, not a curated record. Lineage: Eukaryota; Metazoa; Chordata; Actinopteri; Clupeiformes; Clupeidae. Gene Ontology annotation, molecular function: endopeptidase inhibitor activity.
AUUGUAUAAAUUUGUCUGCAGGACUUGCUCCUCUGUGUUUUUUCCUGAGUCCUUCAGCAUGAGGGGACUGCUACUGUUGGCCCUUGCUGUCCCAGCAGUGCUGGCUGCAAGCCUGCCUCCGUCUGAGAAGCCCUUCACCUGCUCAGAGGAGGACAAGGAGGCGGCAUCCAAGGUGGCAGAGCACUUUAUCAACCAUCACCACCACCGCGGCUACAAGUUCCGUGUCAAGGACAUCCUCUCUGCCAAAGCAGAGAAAAAGGGCGACCCUGAGUGUCAGCUACUUCUGGAGUUGUCUUUAGGUGAAACAAAAUGUCAUAUCAUCGACCCCAAACCAUUAGAGAAAUGUGAUAUCCGUGAGGCUCAUGACACAGAAGUCAAGUCCAAAUGCAAUGUGACAGUGAAAGAGAAAGAGGGGAAAGCAACCAUCGAAAAAUUCUCCUGCACAACAGACGCAGUACCAGCAGAGGAACUGGUAAAAAUAUGCCCCGACUGUCCCUCUCUCAUACCCUUACAUGACCCUGAGGGGCUGAAAAGUGUCCGAAGCGCAGUCCAGAAAUUCCACGAUGACAGCAAGCCUAUCCACUACUUCAGGCUGAUGGAAGUAGGCAGGAUGUCAAGUCAGUGGACGUUUAUGGGAAUGUCCAUUUUUGCUGAUUUUGCGAUCGUUGAAACCAACUGCCUUUCUGACGUUAAGCCGGAAGACCAGGAUUCCUGCCUUACUCUUUGUGAUCAUGAAGCUCACCAUGGCCUCUGUGAAUCGACCUUACUUGGAAGUGGUGAAGUAGAUGUUCAGUGCCAGAUAUUUGAUGUUCAGAAUGACACAAUUUUCCACCAUCACCCACCUCCUACUGCACCCAACUGUACACUGCCUGUUCCUCAUAUGGACCCUGCAUCCCAUCCUCCUUUCCAUGCACUCCCUGAAGGGCUUCCUGGACAUGCAGACCCCCCAGGCCCCCCAGGCCCCCCAGGGCCUCGUGGACAUGGAAGACACCAUGGGCAUAUAAAUCCCGGUGAACACAAAUGCUCUGGAGUCUCUGGAGCCAUGGGAAUUCCAGGAAGGCCUGAUCGACCCGGCCACUUUUUCCCUCAGUGCCCGGGCGUUGUGAAAAUUCCUCCGACAAUCCACCCCAUCUGUCCCUUCCCUUCCGCUCCUCACCCACAUGCGCACGGCCACGGGCCCCACAUAUUACCCAUGUUGGAGGCUUCACUUCAGCAGAAAACAGUAUGAUCUCUCGUUACAUUGUUCAUGUACCUUAAUAAUGGAACUGCUCCAGAUAAUACUGUACACCAUUCAGUACCAAUAUUAGGCGUAUAAAAUUACCCAGCAUUCAAUGUACUUUCUAGGGAAAUUGACCCAGCAGGCAGGGGUCUUUUGUUACUGUCAAUAAAGUUUGAUUGGCCUCCUUGUUUCA